This is a messenger RNA of Melospiza melodia melodia, 2070 nucleotides long. It is a transcript of the gene ABCG5, whose product is annotated as ATP binding cassette subfamily G member 5. The record is from RefSeq and is a predicted model, not a curated record. Gene Ontology annotation, molecular function: ATP binding; ATP hydrolysis activity; ABC-type transporter activity. Gene Ontology annotation, biological process: cholesterol homeostasis; transmembrane transport; cholesterol efflux. The transcript is spliced from 14 exons. Bases 46 to 1971 code for a protein of 641 amino acids. Lineage: Eukaryota; Metazoa; Chordata; Aves; Passeriformes; Passerellidae. Gene Ontology annotation, cellular component: plasma membrane; ATP-binding cassette (ABC) transporter complex; apical plasma membrane.
CAGCGUGAGGGACGCAGGGAGGCUGCGGAGCCCCGGCACCCGAGGAUGUCGGGCAGAGCGUCUCCCACCCUGGAGAAGAGCGGCAGCAUCGGGCACGCAGGCAACGGGAUGGCUGUGGGGCAACUCCCCAACAGCAUCAGCGUCCAGGGUGUCUCCUACACCAUCAGAGAGCGUGUUGGCCCGUGGUGGAACUUUUCAUUAUAUUGUAAAAAAUGGACCCGGCAAAUACUUAAGGAUGUUUCAUUUCACAUAGAAGGUGGCCAGAUUAUGGGGAUCUUAGGAAAUUCUGGAUCUGGGAAAACAACACUUCUGGAUGCAAUAUCAGGCAGACUGGGACAUAAAGAUGACUUCUUUGGUGAAGUGUAUGUGAAUGGGCAUCAGCUGAAGAGGGAGCAGUUCAGAGAUUGCUUCUCUUACGUGCCACAGAAUGACACUUUGUUAAGCUUUCUCACUGUACAGGAGUCUUUGACCUACACAGCUUUACUAACUCUUAAGAAAUGCUCCAACAGCUCCAUCAAAAAGAAGGUAGAUGCAGUUAUGACUGAGCUGAGUCUCGGCCACAUUGCUGACAAAAUAAUUGGAAGCCGGAAUAUUGUAGGAAUUUCUGGGGGUGAGAGGCGUCGGGUAACAGUUGCAGCCCAGCUUUUACAAGAUCCCAAGGUGAUGCUACUUGAUGAACCAACCACAGGGCUGGACUGCCUGACUGCCAACCAGCUUGUCUUGCUUCUCUCAGAGCUUGCACACAGGGACAGGAUCGUGAUCCUUACAAUCCAUCAGCCUCGCUCAGAACUUUUCAAGUUAUUUGAUAAAAUAGCCAUCAUGAGCUUUGGAGAAAUGGUUUUCUGUGGGAGCCCUAUGGAAAUGAUCUCAUUUUUCAGUGACUGUGGCUAUUCUUGUCCUGAACAAUCAAACCCUUUUGACUUCUAUGUGGAUCUGACAUCUGUGGACACCCGAAGCAAGGAACACGAACUUGAAACCUACAGCAGAGUUCAGGAAUUUGUAUCAGCCUAUAGAAACUCAGAGAUCUUUAGCAAAGUACUGGCAGCCAUUGAAAAAACAAAGUACAUGAAGGAGCUGCCACCAAUACCAUUCAAAAACAAAGACUCACCCAGUGGCUUUGAGCAAAUACUGAUUCUUUUACGGAGAACAACAAGAAAUCUCUCCAGAGAUAAGAUAGGCAUCAUCAUGCGCCUCCUGCAGAACCUGCUGUUCGGCUUGUUUGUAGCCGUGUUCCUUCUUAGGCUCAGGAAUGACCUGACCCAGGGAGCCGUGCAGGACCGUGUGGGGCUUGUCUACCAGUGUGUGAGUGCCCCCCCCUACACAGGGAUGCUCAAUGCUGUGGCCCUGUUCCCAGCUCUACGUGCUAUCAGUGACCAAGAAAGUAAAGAUGGCCUGUAUAAGAAAUGGCAAAUGCUUGUGGCCUAUAUAGUCCAUUUCCUGCCCUUCAGUGUCAUCAGUGUGGCCAUUUUCAGCACCUUCAUAUACUGGACUAUAGGAUUGUAUCCUGAUGCUUCCAGAUUUGGAAUUUUCUUUGCUGCUGUCCUAGCUUCUCACAUGAUUGGUGAACUAAUAACACUUGUUGUACUUGGCAUGGUUCAAGAUCCAAAUAUAGUCCAGAGUGGCAUUGUGCUUCUUAAUUCAGCUGGUGUCAUAGUGGGAACGGGACUAGUAAGGACCAUUGAAGAAAUGCCAAAACCUUUGAAACUACUCAGUUUUCUUACAUUUCAAAGAUACAGCAGCGAAAUCCUUGUAGUCAAUGAAUUUUAUGGCUUAAACUUCACAUGUGGUGAAGGCAACAGUUCCACUGCAAAUAAUGCUGCAUGUGUUCUCUCUCAAGGCGUCCGGUUCAUUGAAGAGAACUAUCCCGGGGCAUUGUCCCGGUUCACAGCUGAUUUCCUCAUACUCUAUGCUUUCAUACCAGUACUUGCCAUUAUUGCAAUUCUGUGCUUCAAAUUAAGAGAGAAUCACUGACUGACAAUGAAAAGUUUCUUACUGGAAGUGCCCUCAAUCUGGAACAUGGUGAAAGCAACCAAGUACUGAAACAUUCAUUAAAAGUCUUAAGGACAAAAA